This is a messenger RNA of Puma concolor (puma), 1461 nucleotides long. NCBI's taxonomy places the organism in Eukaryota, Metazoa, Chordata, Mammalia, Carnivora, Felidae. The record is from RefSeq and is a predicted model, not a curated record.
AUGGGCUCCCCAUCAGCAGGGGAAGCAGACAGGGAGCAACCAGGGGUGAUGACCGUGACGGCGGAGGCAGAGCACAGAGGCUGCUGGUGCUGCCUCCGUCGCAGGUACUUCUACUCCCGAAGGUUGGACGUCUCCCUGACGUCGGUGAAGUGCUUCCACAAGCUCGCCUCCGCCUACGGGGCCUGGCGGCUGCAGAGUUUCUGCGCGAGCCUCUUUGCCAUCCUCCUCCCCGAGGACGCCUCCUUCCAGACGCCCCUGGACCUCUAUGCCUAUGCACUGGCCACCCGGGACCCCAUGCUGGAGGAGCUCUGCGUGCGGUUCCUGGCCUGGAACUUCGAGGCCCUGACGCAGGCCGAGGCCUGGCCGAGCGUCCCCACGGCCCUGCUGCGAGUCCUGCUCUCCAGGAGCGACCUGGCCGUGCGCAGCGAGCUGGCCCUGCUGAUGGCCGUGGACGCGUGGAGCCGGGAGAAGCAGCCCUCCCACGGGGAGGUGGAAGGCCUUCUGGACGAGAUCCGGUUCCCCAUGAUGCUGCCCGAGACCCUGUUCGAGCUGCAGUUUAACCUGUCCCUGUACCGGGGUCACGAGGCACUCUUCCAGAAGAAGACUCUGCAGGCGCUGGAGUUCCACACCGUGCCCUUCCGGCUGCUGGCCCAGUACAGAGGCCUGAACCUCAGCGACGACGCCUACCAGCCCCGGCUGUAUACCUCGCCCACCUGGAGUGCCAACAUCUCGGGCGAUUCCCAGGCCUCGUCCGGCUACCCGUACGUUCCAAACUGGUCCUUCCAGACCCCACAGCACCCCAGCUUCCUGUUCCAGAACAAGCUCGUCUCCUGGUCGCUCCUGUACCUUCCCACCGUCCAGAGCUGCUGGAACUACCAGUUCUCGUGCACCGCGGACGAGGUCCCCCUCCUGGGCCUCUCCAAGUCCACCUACUCGGAUCCCACCAUCGGCUACCAAAGCCAGGCUCUGAUGCUCUGCGAGGGGCGCUUCGUGGCCGACGUCACCGACUUCCUGGGACAGAAGGCCCCGAUCCCCGACGCCCUGGGCACCAACAGCUCCAGGAGCGCCUCCCUCUUCCCCUGCCCGGAAGGGUCCUUCACCAGCUUCCAAGCGGUCAUCCGCCCCUUCUACCUGACCAACUCCUCCGACGUGAACUAGGCGCAAGCGAGCGCCGAGAGGCCAGGCGCCUCCCAGUCCGCCCCAGGCUUGCCGUUGCUGGCCGCCUCCUGUCUGCAGCCACCCGCCACACCGGCCACCAGAGGGCCCUCGCGCUUUCACUGAUGUCUCUGAGCUUAGAGAAAGUACUGGAAGGUUUCAACUAACGUUCACCACCCUGCACAGAAGUCCCAGUUCCACCCCCACCGCCCGGCUGGUUUCCAGGUCGAGAAGCAGCAGGACCUGGGAGGGGCAGCGGCUGGACUUUCCACCCGGCCUUUCCCUUUCCCGGUCGGGUCCUGUGCC